Cryptomeria japonica (Japanese cedar) is the source of this 704-nucleotide messenger RNA. Its product is annotated as LOB domain-containing protein 1. Bases 156 to 626 code for a protein of 156 amino acids. Lineage: Eukaryota; Viridiplantae; Streptophyta; Pinopsida; Cupressales; Cupressaceae. The record is from RefSeq and is a predicted model, not a curated record. The transcript is spliced from 2 exons.
UGGGCUUAUUUAAGUCGGGGAGAAGAGCUCUUCUAAUCUCGUAGAAAGAAUUCUGUAUAGAUUGAAAGGAAAGGCUUUCUGAGCUCGAAAGAAGUUCUUUUAGUUUUGUUUUUCCUUUAAUUAGAAAAGAGGAAGAAGUAAGGAGGGUAUGUAAGAUGUCGGCAUAUCCAUGCGCUGCUUGUAAGAUCAAUCGAAAAAGAUGCGGAGACAAAUGUGUGCUCGCUCCAUAUUUUCCAUCACACAAUCCUCACCGCUUUUUAACCGUACGCAGUGUGUUCGGAGCAGGGAACCUAUGCAGAAUAAUUCAGAAUGUUCCGGACGAGAAGAGAGAAGAUGCUGUGAACAGCAUUGUAUAUGAAGCAGGUGCAAGAGUAAGUGAUCCAGUGUAUGGGUGUGCAGGGAGAGUGUUUGAACUCCAGAAGAAAUUGGUAGACCUUGAAUCGGAACUGGCUAUGGCGCAGGAAGAGCUUCGAAAUGUACGGGCUAAUCUUGUUUCUGUCGUGGGUAAACCUCCCUUUUUGUUCGAAACGCAAAACAUAGUGACACAACGAAAUGAUGAAAACUGUGAGGAAUUGAUACUGUCAGAAGACGUGGACGAUCCAUUUGGUUUAUGGGAGCCACUCUGAUAUCAUCAUGUAUUACAUGGUACUAAUUGUGAAAUAAAAUGGCCAUCUGUUCAUAUAAGGCUUAUAUUGUUGUACACA